AUGGAAGAUCCCCAAUUCAAUAACAAUAGCCAGCAUAUGUUAAUAUCAAAUCUCAAUCCUCAUAACCGGGCUGGUACCACCAGCAGAUCAAGUACCAAAAGUAUAACUUCUAUGGAUACUAUCAAUACUGGUAUCGAUGAAAUUGAUAAUUUAGAUAUAGAUUUAGAUAUUACCAAUACUAAUACACAUAUAAACACACAUACAAAUACACAUAUGCAGCCCGAUGCAAAUUCACAUACAGAUAUUCACAAUGAUAGUAAUACUAAUAAUAAUCAUAAUAAUAAUAAUGGAGAGGUAAAUUCCACAAUGCCGAUGUAUAUGGAAGGGUUAGAAUAUAUGCUGGAUGAUUGGGUAGCUAGUUCCCCAGUUGCUGCACAAACAAAGGAUAAUACUAUUAUGAAUACUUCCUCUACUCCUCAUACUAAUACAAUGAAUGCUACUUCUCAAACAGCCAAUACUCCUUCAAAUAUCGACAAUAUAGGGAAUGGCCAUUCAAAUUUGGUUUCUCCCCAAAAUGAUGGGUUCAAUAAUUUCCUUAAUGUUCUCUCAUUUGAUUCUUCAAAAGAUAAUACUACUACUGCUGCUGCUGCUGCUGCUGCUGCUAAUAAUAAUAAUAAUAAUAAUAAUAAUAAUAAUAAUAAUAAUAAUAAUAAUAGUAGUAGUAGUAGUAGUAAUAAUAAUAAUAAUGGAAACUCACUGGCUCACAUCGAUUCAAACCAUUCUACUUCGAUAAAAAAUGAGUCCAUAGAAGACUUACAAGUUUUGCAUAAUAAUAGUAGUACUAAUAAUGAUAAUAAUAACAAUGAUGCCACUGCAACUAUACCAACUCCAAAUUCGAAUUUAAAUUUAGGAAACACAACCCCAAAUAAUACCAACAACGGAAAUACCAAUAGCAUUAAUCCCAUUUCAUUUGGUAGAACUGAUCCAAUACACACAAAGUAUAUUAAUCCUGUAGAUUUUAUGGAAAACAUCAAUAACCCGACUUUAAUAAAUCACAAUUUACCGUAUCAAUUAAGUUUAUCAGGGUUGCCAAAAAUCUCAAGAGUGGAGAAUCAAAUAAAAAUUAACUUAGAAAUUUUCCCACCUUUACCAAGUAAUUUAAAUAUGGUUUAUUUACCUACCGAUUCUAUCGCAAAACAGAAAUUAUAUUUAACAAAGGAUAUUGAACAUUAUUCUAUUGAAUUGCAAAAAAAUUUGGUAUAUUUGAAUUGUUUCCUUUUGUCAACAUCAAACUAUUCAAAAUCAACGUUUGUCUGUCAAAGAUGUUUAAAAAGAGAAUUAAGGCGUGCUUCGAGAAGAAAAUCGGGUCUAUCUGAUAACGUUCUUUGGUAUAAUAACUUAAAUAGGAGAGCUAUCAUCUUCAAUAAUAAACAAAUCCUACCGUUACAUUCUAAUCCAAUCUCAACAAGUUUUCAAUUAACUUCAAGAAUUGUUUGCUAUUCAAGACAUCAUGAUUCACCUGAUGGUUUUACACUUUUAUUUGUUUUAACUGAUUAUAAUGGUAAUAUAUUAGCGAAACAAAAAUCAACUCCUAUUGUAAUUAUGGAUAAAAAGCCUUCUUCUUAUAAUCAUUCAUCUCAAAAUUCUAAUAUUACAUCUAAUAUGGAAAAUGGAAUGUCGACAGAUACAAGUACGAUGUCAAACACCACUGCAAGCCAUUACUCAUAUUCCAAUACUAGCAAUACAGAGUCAGGUACUGAUGAUACAAUGCCAAUUAUAAGUUCUGUAAGUCAAUUACAAUUACAACAUCAACUAUUACAACAGCAGGGUAAUAAUAUACAGAAUACUAACGGAAAUCCGCAUCAACAGCAAUUAAAUUUACACCAACAACAAUCUCAAUCUCAAAUAAAUACUGGCAACUUUCCAAUUAAUCAUCCUCACCAUUCUCUAUUAUUUAAAUCAGGUAAGAUGAUACCAUCUCCUUCCUCCUUAAGUGAAGAUGGGUUUGAUUCUUCUUCAAGACAAAAUAAUUCCAACCUUCAGAAUAACAUUCAAAACAAUAAUAAUAAUACUGCUAAUACAAACCAUUUUAACAGAUCUUUUCUGGAGAACAACAACAACAACAAUAAUAAUAAUAAUAAUAAUAAUAAUAAUAAUAAUAAUAAUAAUAAUAAUAAUAAUAAUAAUAAUAAUAAUAAUAAUAAUAAUAAUAAUAAUAAUAAUAAUAAUAAUAAUAAUAAUAAUAAUAAUAAUAAUAAUAAUAAUAAUAAUAAUAAUAAUAAUAGCAAUAGUGAUUUAAAUAAUGGCAGAAAUUCGAUUAGCUCAAAUACUUCUUCAAAUUCAAUAUUUAAUUUGAAUUCCCCCUUACAAUCAAAUAAUAACUUGCAAUUGAAGCAUGGUAAUAAUUUCAAUUCGAACUCAAACUCACCUCUAACGAACUCGAUGAAUCACAACAAUCCAAAUUCUAAUAAUAAUCUCACCACUGCGACAGGAUUUGGAAUAAACCCAGACCAGCCAGCGGUUCAAAGAGCUAUUCCAUCUCAAGGCCCAAUUAAUGGUGGGAUUGAAGUAACUCUUCUAGGGUCUAAAUUUAAACCAGGACUAGUUGUUAAAUUCGGUAAUAACAUCGCCUUAUCUACUCAAUGUUGGAGUGAAACGACAAUGGUUACUUAUUUACCACCAACUACAAUGGCAGGGCAAGUCUUCAUCACCGUAUUUGAUGCAUCAGUGAACACAGAAAAUGAAAUUCAAUCUGGUAAUAAAACUAUUUUCACCUAUAUCGAUGAAACUGAUAGGCAAUUAAUUGAAUUAGCAUUGCAAAUUGUUGGUUUAAAGAUGAAUGGUAAAUUAGAAGAUGCAAGAAAUAUUGCGAAGAGGAUUGUUGGUACUGAUGAUAAUACAACUAGUAAUAAUAAUUCUCCAAGCAAUGUAUCACCUAAUAAUAUUAGCAAUAACGCAAACAAUACCUAUUCAUAUGCUGAUGAGAUUUUAUUGGUUAAUGUUAUCAAUUCAUUGAGAUCAAACUUUAACUUAUCUAUGUGUGACAAAUUAGGUAGAACUAUGUUACAUCUGGCUUCUUUGAAAGGGUAUGAAUUAUUAGUAUCGACAUUAAUUAAAAAUGGUGCUAGAGUUAAUGAUAAAGAUUCAUUUGGUUUCACUCCUUUACAUUUUGCUUGUGUAAAUGGUAAUUUUAAAAUCAUCAAGAUAUUGUUGAGUUGUAAUGCUGAUUAUUCAAUAAAAGCACAGAAUAAUAUCACUGCAAAAACUCUUUAUAUUUUGAACCAUAUAGACAACAAACAAGGUACUGCUAGAAACAACUAUACUAAUAACAGUAAUGAUACAGAAAUGCAGGAUCACAACAGUUUAUCUACGUCACAAGUUUUAACUUUAUUUGAUAACAUCGCUGGCUCCCAUUCUGUUUUAAAUAAUAAUAAUAAUAUACAAUACCUAGAAAACCGCAACCAAUUUUUCCAAGACGAAAUUAUAGUGCCUAUUGAUAGAAAGGAUUCAGAAACCAGUUUAUUUGAUACGGAAUCCUUAGAUAACAGUACUAAUAAUUUAAAUUCUAAUUUUGUCUCAAUUAGUCGUUCAAGUGCAAAUCAACCUUCAUUUAUUUUAAGUGAUUCUGACUACCAAAGAAGUGAUUAUGAAGAAGAUGGCGAUGAAGAUUUAUUAACAGAAGAUUCGUUGGCUGCAUCAGCAUUGGUUGAUGGAAUUGUGGAUAAGAAUAACAAACAUCAUAACUUAAUUUUAAAUAAUCAAGAAAGUAUGAAUUCUACUAAUAUAACGAAAACAUUUAAUCCUGAAGAAUCUACUAUUAACAAUCAAAACCAGCCCGAAAAUACAGCUCAUAAGAUGGUUUCUAAAGGAGGGAUGUUAAACAUUCAACGUAACAAUUCUGUUAUUAUCAAUAAUGGUGAUACUUCUACUAUUUGUGAAGAAAGUUCUACAAAUAUUAACGGUAGUAAAAGCAAAAACAACACUAAUGGUUCUACAUCUAAUGUUAAUGAAAGUGAUACUAGUAAUAAUAAUAAUAAUUCUUUAUGGAACAGAGUUUUAAAUAAAUUUAAUGAUGAUUUUGAUUUACCAAGAUAUGAUGAACUCUUUCCCUCUAAUUUUCAAAAUCCUAUGGAUAAGUUUAAGGAAUUGACAAUUGGUACCGACCAUGAGAGUUCCUCAACAAAUUUGAAUGUUACAGGAAAUUCUAACACAGAAGAUUCUUCUAUUGGGUCAUCAGAAGAUGAAGAUGAAGCUAUACAAAUGAAAUUAAAUAGAUUUUUCCAGCAAAGGCAAAAUUUUGAAAAUGACAAAAUGCUAUUAUUCUUUUGGUUACCAUUGAUGAUUAUAUUAAUGUGUUGGUACGCUAUCUUUAAAUUUGGACCAGAUAAUGAUUUUGUUCAUAAGAUAAGUAACAUUGUGCCAAAAUAUUUAAGAAUUGGAUCUGCAAAGGUAAUUUUUGGUAAUGAAAGAAUGAAAGCCGCUUUAAGAGAGCAACUUUCGAAUUUCCAAAAUGCAAGACCUAUUAACGAAGACCUGCUCAUUUAA
Henningerozyma blattae CBS 6284 is the source of this 4485-nucleotide messenger RNA. RefSeq lists its product as uncharacterized. Lineage: Eukaryota; Fungi; Ascomycota; Saccharomycetes; Saccharomycetales; Saccharomycetaceae. The record is from RefSeq and is a predicted model, not a curated record. The coding region runs from base 1 to 4485 and encodes 1494 amino acids. The transcript has a single exon. Gene Ontology annotation, molecular function: protein binding.